Plodia interpunctella (Indianmeal moth) is the source of this 5519-nucleotide messenger RNA. It is a transcript of the gene Sulf1, whose product is annotated as Sulfated. Gene Ontology annotation, molecular function: N-acetylglucosamine-6-sulfatase activity; glycosaminoglycan binding. The transcript is spliced from 17 exons. Lineage: Eukaryota; Metazoa; Arthropoda; Insecta; Lepidoptera; Pyralidae. The record is from RefSeq and is a predicted model, not a curated record. Bases 471 to 4634 code for a protein of 1387 amino acids.
GAGACGGGUGUAAAAGCUCUUAUUAUCCGUGUAUUCCGUCCGUCUCCAAGUCUAGUGCUGCGUCGGCUGGCACGCUGGCCGAUCGUUUCGCGGGCUCCGUAGCUGCCUGACUAGAAACGUCAAAAAGUUUACGAACACCGGCGUAUUUGACCAACUGGACAUUCAGUGUUAAUUUCUCAGAUAUUUGCCACCUCUGUUGAUUUAAUUUUCUGAUUUGGUUCAUCCUGUUUUCUCGACCGUGUUUUAAAUUUUGUGAAAAGUAUCGAAUGCAAGCGGGGCAGAUCCUGUUGCACCUUCAAUAACGGUGGCGAAACAAAAUGUCUCCGCGCACGAAGGGUCGCUGCAGGUCGUUAAAAGCUUUAACGACGUAAUAACAAAACCUUCUUCCUUAGAAUAAGAAACUAAAGUUAUUAUUAACUUCGUAGAGGUUAAACUUUGUGAUAGCGUAAAAGUAUUUAUUAGAAAUCAUCAUGAAUUUUAAGUUUAUAUCACUCCUUCUGACAUGGAACUUUUUAUUAAUAUCGGCAAAAACUGAAUCAUCAGAGGAAGAAGCUAGAUCACGAAUACUGCGAAAUAGAGACAGUAACAGAAAUCGUACAACUUUUAACGGGACUUUGACAGACCUCCCAGAAAGACGAAACCUAAGACACAGAAAUAGCUCCAAGUAUCGCAAUGACAGACACAGAUCAUGGGAAAGGGAACAUGAAACACGAAGAGAUAGGAGAAAAUUAUCUUCUAGCCAUUCGAGUGAAGAUUUUAACGCUGCAAAUCGUACAGUUGAUUCUUUUGGUUUGAAAAAUGAGAAACGAAAAAGUGACAGGCAAUGGAACAAGAGCAAUUCAGAAAGGAUUCCGUUACGGCGACCUAUAAAUCAAAGUAAGGCACAAGAGAGAGCGCACCCUUUGCCAUUAAAAGAGAACACGACAAGAUCCAGGCUCCGGAUGAUGAAUAAAUGGCAGAAUGGAGGUUAUAUUCCGUUUCCACAGCCGAGGGAGAGGAAGCCAAAUAUUAUCCUAAUUUUGACCGAUGACCAGGAUGUCGAGUUGGGAAGUUUGAAUUUUAUGCCACGAACUAUGAAGGCAAUAAGGAGUGCUGGAGCCGAGUUCCGUCACGCGUAUACUACUACACCUAUGUGUUGUCCAUCAAGGAGCUCCCUGUUGACAGGAGUGUAUGUCCACAACCACAAUGUGUACACCAACAACGACAACUGCUCGUCGCCGCAGUGGCAGGCCACACAUGAGACCAACACCUUCGCCACUUACCUGUCCAAUGCUGGCUACAGAACUGGCUAUUUCGGUAAAUACUUGAACAAGUAUAACGGUUCCUACAUCCCACCCGGUUGGCGUGAGUGGGGUGGCCUCAUCAUGAAUUCCAAGUAUUACAACUACAGCAUCAACAUGAAUGGGAAGAAGAUAAAGCAUGGUGACGACUACAACAGAGACUAUUACCCGGAUUUGAUAGCGAACGAUUCAAUAGCAUUCCUGCGGGCUUCCAAGCGGAGGUUUUCCAGAAAACCAGUGCUGCUCGUCAUGUCCUUCCCCGCGCCGCACGGCCCCGAGGACUCCGCUCCACAGUACUCCCACCUGUUCUUCAACGUGACCACUCAUCAUACUCCAACAUACGACAUGGCGCCGAACCCUGACAAGCAGUGGAUCCUGCGAGUGACAGAGAAGAUGAAGCCCAUACACCGACAGUUCACAGAUCUGUUGAUGACCAAACGGCUGCAGACGUUGCAAAGCGUUGAUAUGGCUGUCGAAAGGGUCUAUCAAGAACUGAAGGCCCUAGGCGAGCUGGACAACACGUACUUAGUGUACACGUCAGACCACGGUUACCACCUCGGGCAGUUCGGCUUGGUAAAGGGCAAGAGCUUUCCCUUCGAGUUCGAUAUACGAGUGCCUUUUCUUGUGAGAGGGCCCGGCGUUGAGCCUGGCACUGUAGUGGACGACAUCGUUCUAAACAUCGAUCUAGCACCAACAUUCUUGGACAUGGGUGGCGUGGACCCGCCAGCUCACAUGGACGGGAGGUCGUUAUUGCCGCUGUUACAGCCGAGGAGGAGACGACAGGCUGCGAUGCAUUGGCCUGACACCUUCCUUGUUGAGAGUUCCGGCCGCCGCGACAAUCACAUGGCAAGCGCGAAGUACAGUCGCGAGAUGAAUGAGAGAGCGAGCACGCAGACCCCACACGACUCCUCGUCAGAAAGUUCUGACUUCGAAGAGGAUUCCGAUGAUGACGACUUUUUGGAACUUGAAGACGAAGAUGAAGACUUUUUAGAGCUCAAUGAGAGUACAGAUAAUGGGGCAAGUGAUUCGAAAAAAAUCUCAGAGCCGAUUUUGAAUAAUGAGAGUCAUAACCCAAUUUUGGAGGCGAGCCUUGAAAAAGCCCUGGAAAUGGAAGUUUUCGAUGAGAAUACAGAUUUUGUUAAUGGCAAAGCAGCUCGCUUAGCGGUGGAAUGUUCUAAAGCUGAGUUACGUACUCCAUGUUCGGCUGGAAGGAAGUGGAAAUGUGUUUUAGUCAAUGGCCGAUGGAGACGACAUAAGUGCAAAUAUGAGACUGAAAUAAGUACACCACCACCCAAAAUGAGCACUAAGAAGUGUGCCUGUUUCACACCUAGUGGACUCGUUUACACUAGACUUGAAACCGAUGGGACAAUAGCAAGACGACCAAUAUACUACAACAAAGAAAAUAAUACAAGGACCCGUAGAUCUGUGGAUAACGAUGUUUAUGAACCGAAUACAGUAGAAAGCAUUCUUGAAGAAAACCCAAGCAUAGGACAUUUGAGUUUUAAAAAUGAACCAAUUGAUGAACUGCAAAAUAAAGAAAUUAAAGAAAAGAUAGAUGAACUAAUCAAAGAAACUGAAGCCUUUUUAGAAGCUUACGAACGUACCAAAGAUAAUAUAGACCAUAAGAGGAUUAAGAGGAGAGCUCAAAAUUUAAAUCAUAGUAAAAAUAAACAUAAAAAUGAUGCUAUUUUAAACAAUAACGAAUCGUCUUUAGAAUGCAAAAUAGAAAAAGAUGGCACUGUUAAUUGUUCUCAAGUAAUUUACAAUGAUUUAAAGGCAUGGAUUACGAAUAGAAUGAGCAUCGAAGAUCAAAUCAGGCAGUUACGUACAAAGCUAGAGGAUUUAAAAGAAAUAAAAAAGCACUUGAAAUCCACAAAACCACUUGUAGUUGACCAACACACAGUGCAUCCCAAUUUGACAAUUAUUCAUAUACAAAACAAGAAUAUAACGAAUGAACAAAAUGGUUCUCAACAUGAGCACAUAAGAAAAGGAAGAUUACAUAGAACCCGAACUAAGCAUAGAAAUAAUACGCUGUUUGAUAAGAAAUAUCGACAAUCGAAUGAAUACGUCAUGCCCACAGCUAUUAAUGCAAACACCAAAGAUGAUAUAUUUGACGUACAGAUGAAAAAUGAAAGUUCAACAUCAACUACCAUUUUACCAUUUACGGAGGUAAUAGCUACAAAGCAAACUGAGAUAGAAAUAUCCAACGCUCCCACAUCUACCAUCGUAAUAGACACAAAAUAUUUCGAAGUUGAGUUGGAGAAUGAUAAAAGUACUGUACCUCCUAUUGUUGAAAUUAGUUCGACUGAAACUGAAAAACAACAUUAUGAUGAAACAAAUACAACACGUAUAACACCAGAUAAAAAUGUUACUGAUCCAAGUGCAGUCGUUAACUUUUCUGAACAAGCACAAUAUUUUAGUUCAGAAAUUGAUAAGGUAUUAGCCACAGAACAUUCUUUACCAACCAAUAAACCAGAAACAUUCACUACGACAGAUUCAAGAACUACUCCAACAAUGGAAUUAACAUCAUCUCAAAUUACUACUGCAUCAACGAAUUUAGGUCCGGCAAGACUGGAUGCAUCAGAAUACGAACAGAGGAAUCCAAACAAAGGGAUGUCACGAAUAAAAGGAAUUUUAGAUAAAGGGACUGAUAACUUUCCAAGAAGAUUGCAUCCACUAUACAUUGAAAACGAAGAUAAACAUGUAUGUUAUUGUGAAGAGAGUCGAAAAUCUAAGGGACAAGGCCAUAAUUAUUGGGAAGCAGCGCAAAGAGCCAGAGAAUUACGUAAAAAGCUAAAAGCUGAAAGACUAAGGAAGAAGUUGAGAAAAGCAAAGAAAAAGGCCGAAUUAGAACGACUAUGCGAAUCAGAGCGCAUGAAUUGUUUCCGCCACGAUAACGAACAUUGGCGCACCGCACCUCUCUGGACAGCCGGCCCAUUCUGCUUCUGCAUGAGCGCCUCUAACAACACAUACAAUUGCGUCAGGACCAUCAACGCUACACACAACCUUUUGUACUGCGAGUUUGUCACUGGUCUCAUCACCUAUUACAACUUACGCAUAGAUCCCUUUGAAACUCAAAAUAGAGUCAAGUAUUUGACAACAGCAGAAAGAGAAUAUUUCCACAACCAACUACAGCAAUUGCUCAGUUGUCGUGGACCAUCUUGUCGCCGAUUUGCGCAUUCUAAUCUUGCAGGGAGCAGUGAAGAAACCAUUAGUAGAAGGUUUGCGGAAGACCAAAUAUAUAGGGGCGAUUUAUAUGGGUACAAUGAAAGGGUAGGGAGAUGGAACAGCUACGGACGCCGAUACGCGAGAGCAAGGGAGCUACACCGACGGCGACACAUGAUGGCAUUCUAGUCAAAUUUGUGAGUAGCUGUUGAACAAAUGUAUUCGAAGGCAGCUCAAGAUUGCAUUAUUUGGAGAUUUGAGUGGUAUACAUGAUUAGUAGACAGGACGGGAUACGCUGAGUAGUGUAAAAUAAUUUUAAAUAUGCAUCGAACUGUAGGGCUUCCCGUUUCAAAGCUAAAUAAAUACUUAUGUACUGUACACGUUAGAGUAUUGAGAUAAGGAUUAUCUUCAUAUUGUUCUUAUAUUUCGAAAAUCUAUAUGUCUUGUAACUAUUUAUUUAUGUAUUUUACUAUAAUAUCACUGCCGUAAGCAUAAAGCUUUAUAAUAUUUAUCAACAGUUCAGUUAAGAAAUGUUAUUGAAACUUUUUGUAUGUAACUAUGUAAAAUGUACAUGUACUGUACAUGUGUAUGAAGUAUUUUUUUUCUUUUUCUGUCCCAGUUACUACGAAACUUCCUAAUUCUAAAUAUUUGUGUAUUAUGCUACUUGUAAAAACAGUCUAGCUUUAAUUUUUUUUAAUUAAAGAAUCAUGUAUAAAGUCUCAUAGAGUGUAUCCCUUGGAGUUUAAUGUUGAAGAAUGUAAUGUAUAUUUAACUUAGCCAGAGAAAAAAAUAUUAUCUACUUAAUUAGGGUUCAUUUGACUGAUCACUCCAUUAUUCCAAAGAUUAAGUUAUGAUUUACUUACAUCAAUGUAUUCUAAAAAAUCUUUUUUUAAUUCAACUGAAAAAAGAGCAUCUGCACUUUUAAAGCAUAUUUUUUUUUAUUAUCUGGCUAGGUUAAAAAGUAAUCAAUAGCAUACUAUUUAUCUUGUAGAAGUUAUAAAAGUGAUAUUAAACUGUUGCCAUUGUGAUGAUGAAUAUGUGUACUGGUUGUAAUAAUAAAAUUAUUCAAAUAUG